Messenger RNA from Spirodela intermedia, 1288 nucleotides. The record is from the annotation of a GenBank genome assembly. NCBI's taxonomy places the organism in Eukaryota, Viridiplantae, Streptophyta, Magnoliopsida, Alismatales, Araceae.
AUGGAGAUCCCGUCCUACUGGCCGGAGCCCGUCAUCCCCGUUCAGUUCUUGGCAGAGAGCGGGAUCACGUCGAUCCCCGAAACGUACGUGAAACCGCCUUCAGAAAGGCCCUCAUCCGAUUCGGUCGACAAUGAGAGGGAUACAGGCAUCCCCCUCGUCGACCUCGGGGGCCUGGAACGAAGCCCCACCGAGCGCGACGCUACCAUCCGCCAGAUAGCAGAUGCAUGCAAGGACUGGGGUUUCUUCCAGGUGUCGAACCACGGGGUGGAUCCCUACCUGGUCAAGAGGAUGAGGGACGUCUGGUCGGAGUUCUCCCACCUCCCCGAGGCGGCGAAGCAGGCUUAUGCCAACACCCCCGAGACUUACGAAGGGUACGGCAGGAGCCAUCCUCGACUGGGGCGAUUAUUUCUUCCUCAUCUUCAAACCCGACUCCCUGAAGAACAGAGAAAAGUGGCCAGCUCUACCUCAUACAUGCAAGUAAGUUAAGGUUUGAUUGGAUGGUUGUAAACUUGAACAAUAUACCGAAGUAUCUAGUUUCUCUAACUACUUGUCAAUGUUUCCGCAUAAACGUGCAGAGAAACGAUCGAACAGUACGGACAGACACUGACGAAGCUGUACGAACGCUUAAUGGAGGCACUUUCGACGAGCCUCGGACUAGAGACCCGGCGGCUGCAGGAGGCUUUCGGCGGAAUGGACGGCGUCAGCGUUAACCUACGGGUGAACUUCUAUCCGAGGUGUCCCCAGCCGGACCUCACCCUCGGCCUGUCCGCCCAUUCUGACCCCGGGAUUCUCACCAUCCUCCUCCCCGAUGAACGCGUCAAGGGGCUCCAGAUCUACAAGGAUGGCGCAUGGGUGACCGUCCAUCCUGUCCCUGACACCUUCAUUAUCAACAUAGCAGAUCAGAUACAGGUGUCGCCCUCUCUCCAUCUCUCUCUGUCCCUCUCUCUCUCUCUCUGUCCUUCAUAUAUAUAGAUAUAUAUAUCUUUUUGCGGGGCCGCUUCUUUGUUGUUGAGCUUACUCUUGUUGGUUGUCGGUUUAUUAGAUUCUGACCAACGGGCUAUACAAGAGCUCGGUGCAUAGGGUGGUGGUGAACCCCGCGGAAGAACGCAUCUCCUUCGCCUUCUUCUACAACCCGAGGAUCGAUCUGAUUCUGAGACCUCUGCCCGAGCUCGUGACAGCGGAGCAGCCUCCACUUUACGAAGCCAUGACCUUCGACGAGUAUCGAAAAUAUAUAAGGAUCAAGGGUUUUCGUGGUAAGAGUCAGAUUGAGUCCAUGAAAGCCCUGUAG